Urocitellus parryii (Arctic ground squirrel) is the source of this 5453-nucleotide messenger RNA. It is a transcript of the gene C4a, whose product is annotated as complement C4A (Chido/Rodgers blood group). Gene Ontology annotation, molecular function: protein binding; endopeptidase inhibitor activity. Gene Ontology annotation, biological process: complement activation; inflammatory response. Lineage: Eukaryota; Metazoa; Chordata; Mammalia; Rodentia; Sciuridae. The record is from RefSeq and is a predicted model, not a curated record. Gene Ontology annotation, cellular component: extracellular region.
AGAGUCAACUCUGCCCUGAACCCUAAGUUGACCAGAAGGGAACAGACAGACAGGCAGACCUGACUCCUCUUGGAUUCUCCAGCCAUGAGGCUCCUCUGGGGGCUGAUCUGGGCGUCCAGCUUCUUUGUCUUGUCUCUGCAGAAGCCUAGGUUGCUUCUGUUCUCGCCUUCUGUGGUUCAUCUGGGGGUCCCCCUGUCAGUGGGGGUGCAGCUCCAGGAUGCCCCCCGGGGACAGGUAGUGAAAGGAUCACUUUUCCUGAGAAAUCCAAGCCGAAAUAAUCACCGCUGCUCCCCAAAGGAGGACUUUACCCUCAGCUCAGAAAAAGACUUUGUGCUCCUCAGUCUCCAGAUCCCCCUGAAUAAUGCAAAGAGUUGUGGCCUCUUUGAACUACGUAGAAGCCCUGAGGUCCAGCUAGUGGCCCAGUCAUCAUGGCUGAAGGACUCCCUGUCUAGAACAACAGAUAUUCAGGGUGUUAACCUGCUCUUCUCCUCUCGUCGGGGACACCUUUUUUUGCAGACUGACCAGCCCAUUUACAACCCUGGCCAACGGGUUCGGUACCGGGUCUUGUCACUGGAUCAAAAGAUGCGCCCAUCCACUGACACCCUCACGAUCAUGGUUGAGAAUUCUUUUGGCCUCCGUGUGCUCAAGAAGGAGGUCCGCGUUCCUUCACCCAUCUUCCAGGAUGACUUCACGAUUCCAGACAUCUCAGAACCAGGGACCUGGAAGAUCUCAGCCCGAUUCUCAGACAGUCUGGAAUCCAACAGAAGCACCCUGUUUGAGGUGAAGAAAUAUGUCCUUCCCAAUUUUGAGGUGAAGAUCACCCCUGGAAAGCCCUACAUCCUGACUGCACCUGGCCAUCUUGGCGAAAUUGAAUUAGAUAUCCAGGCCAGGUACAUCUAUGGGAAGCCAGUGCAGGGGGUAGCAUAUGUGCGCUUUGCCCUCCAGGAUGAGGAUGGUAAGAAGACUUUCCUCCGGGGGCUGGAGACUCAGAACAAGUUGGUGGAAGGCCAGAGUCAUAUUUCCCUCUCAAAGGAUAAGGUCCAGGGUACCCUGGAGAAGCUUAAUAUUGGUAUUGCUGACCUCCAAGGACUACGUCUGUAUGUUGCAACAGCCAUCAUUGAGUCUCCAGGAGGGGAGUUGGAGGAGGCAGAGCUUACAUCCUGGCGUUUUGUGUCAUCUGCCUUCUCCUUGGAUCUUAGCAAGACCAAGCGACACCUUGUACCUGGGGCYCCCUUCCUACUGCAGGCCCUGGUCCGUGAAAUGUCAGGCUCCCCAGCUUCUGGCAUUCCUGUAAAAGUUUCUGCCACUUUGUCUUCUGAGUCAGUUUCUAAAAUUCAAGAUUUUCAACAAAACACAGAUGGGACUGGCCACGUCAGCAUUCCCAUCGUUGUCCCGAAGACUAUCACAGAACUGCAGCUCUUGGUGUCUGCAGGCUCCCUCUAUCCAGCCACAGCCAGGCUCACUGUGCGAGCCCCACCUUCAGGAGGUUCUGGCUUUCUGUCUAUUGAGCGGCUGGAUCCUCAACCCCCUCGUGUAGGGGACACUCUCAACUUGAACCUGCAAGCCAUGGGCAUCAGUGGGGACACCUUCUCUCAUUACUACUACAUGAUCCUAUCCCGGGGAGAGAUCGUGUCUGUGAAUCGAGAAGACAGGAGGGCCCUGACCUCGGUCUCUGUGUUUGUGGACCAUCGCCUGGCACCCUCCUUCUACUUCGUGGCCUUCUAUUAUCAUCGAGGCCUCCCAGUGGCCAACUCCCUGCGAGUGGAUGUCCAGGCUGAGGCCUGCGAGGGCAAGCUGGAACUGAACCUGGAUGGCGCCAAGGACUAUCGUAAUGGGGAGAAUGUAAAGCUGCAUCUGCAAACAGAUUCUCAAGCCCUGGUGGCCCUGGGAGCUGUGGACACAGCUCUGUAUGCUGUGGGUGGCAGGUCCUACAAGCCCUUGGACAUGAGCAAGGUCUUUGAAGUUAUGAAUAGCUAUGACCUUGGGUGUGGUGCUGGAGGUGGGGACAGUGCCCUUCAGGUGUUCCAGGCAGCGGGUCUGGCCUUUUCUGAUGGAGAGAAGUUGACGUCCGUUAGAAAGAGUCUGAGCUGUCCCAAGGAGAAUAAAAUCCGGAAAAAGAGAAAUGUGAACUUCCAAAAGGCAUUUAGUGAGAAGUUGGGCCAGUAUUCUUCACCUGAAGCCAAGCGCUGCUGUCAGGAUGGGCUGACACGGCUACCCAUGGCACGCUCCUGUGAGCAGCGAGUAGCUCGUGUGUUGCAGCUGGCCUGCCGGGAGCCCUUCCUGUCCUGCUGCCAGUUUGCUGAGAGCCUGCGCAAGAAGAACAGGACAAGGGGCCAGGUGGGCCUCGCCCGAGCCCUGGAGGUCCUGCAGGAAGAGGAACUGAUGCAUGAAGAUGAUAUUGUGGUGCGCAGCUUCUUCCCAGAGAACUGGCUCUGGAGAGUGGAGACAGUGGACCGUUCCAAAAUAUUGUCAUUGUGGCUCCCUGACUCUCUGACCACGUGGGAGAUCCAUGGCGUGAGCUUGUCCAAAAGCACAGGUUUGUGUGUGGCUAAACCAGUCCAUCUCCGAGUGUUCCGCGAGUUCCACCUGCACCUCCGCCUGCCCGUCUCUGUCCGCCGCUUUGAGCAACUUGAGCUGCGGCCUGUCCUCUAUAACUACCUGGAUAAAAACUUGACUGUGAGCGUCCAUGUGUCCCCAGUGGAGGGGCUGUGCCUGGCUGGGGGUGGAGGGCUGGCCCAGCAGGUGCUAGUGCCUGCAGGCUCUGCCCGGCCCGUUGCCUUCUCUAUGGUGCCCAUGGCAGCUGCUGCUAUGUCCCUGAAGGUGGUGGCUCGAGGAUCCUUUGAAUUCCCUGUAGGGGAUGCAGUGUCCAAGGUUCUGCAAAUUGAGAAGGAAGGGGCCAUCCACAGGGAGGAGAUUGUCUAUGAACUCAACCCCCUGGACCACCGAGGCCGGAGCUUGGAAAUUCCUGGCAACUCUGAUCCAAAUAUUAUCCCUGAUGGAGAUUUCAGCAGCAUCGUGAGAGUUACAGCCUCGGAUCCAUUGGAGACCCUUGGCUCUGGGGGGGCCUUAUCCCCAGGGGGCCUGGCCGCCCUCCUGAGGCUUCCCUAUGGCUGUGCUGAACAAACCAUGAUCUACUUGGCUCCCACACUGGCAGCCUCCCACUAUCUGGACAAGACAGAACAAUGGAGCAAACUGCCCCCUGAGACCAAGGAUCGUGCCGUGGAUCUGAUCCAGAAAGGCUACAUGCGAAUCCAGCAGUUUCGGAAGACAGAUGGUUCCUUUGGGGCUUGGUUACACAGGGACAGCAGCACCUGGCUCACAGCCUUUGUGCUGAAGGUUCUAAGUUUGGCUCAGGAGCAGGUGGGCGGCUCACCUGAAAAACUGCAGGAGACAGCCAGUUGGUUGCUGUCCCAGCAACAGGCAGAUGGCUCAUUCCAGGACCCAUGUCCAGUUAUCCACAGGGCCAUGCAGGGGGGUUUGGUGGGAAAUGAUGAGACUGUGGCUCUUACUGCUUUCGUGGUCAUUGCCCUUCAGCAUGGGCUGGCCAUCUUCCAGGACCAGAGUGCACAGCAAUUGAAGCAGAGAGUGGAAACCUCCAUCUCAAAGGCAAACUCAUUCUUGGGGGAGAAAGCAAGUGCUGGGCUCCUGGGUGCCCAUGCAGCUGCCAUCACAGCCUAUGCCCUAACUCUGUCCAAGGCUUCCCAGAACCUGCAGGAUGUUGCCCACAACAACCUUAUGGCCAUGGCCCAGGAGACUGGUGAUUACCUGUACUGGGGCUCAGUCACUGGUUCUCAGAACAAUGUCGUGUCACCCACCCUGGCUCCUCGCAGUCCAACAGACCCCAUGCCCCAGGCCCCAGCCCUGUGGAUUGAAACCACAGCCUAUGGCCUGUUGCACCUGCUGCUUCGAGAGGGCAAAGCAGAGCUGGCCAACCAGGUGGCAUCCUGGCUCACCCAUCAGGGCAGCUUCCAAGGGGGAUUCCGCAGCACUCAGGACACGGUGAUUGCGCUGGAUGCCCUGUCUGCAUACUGGAUCGCUGCCCACACCACUGAGGAGCGGGGACUUAAUGUGACUCUCAGUUCCAUAGGCCGCAGUGGGUUCAAAUCCUAUGUGCUUCAGCUGAACAACCACCAAAUUAAAGGGAUAGAGGAGGAGCUGCAGUUUUCCCUGAGCAACAAGAUUGAUGUGAAAGUGGGAGGAAACAGCAAGGGAACCUUGAAGGUCCUGCGUACCUACAAUGUCCUGGACAUGAAGAACACAACCUGCAAGGACCUUCAGAUUGAGGUGUCAGUCAUAGGCCAUGUAGACUACACAAGGGAAGCAAAUGAGGAUUAUGAAGAUUAUGAGUAUGAGGAAUUUCCAGCCAGUGAUGACCCAGGUGCCUAUACCCAGCCUGUGACACCCCUGCAGCUGUUUGAGGGACGGAGGAACCGCCGUAGGAGGGAGGUGCCCAAGGUGGCAGAGGAACAGGAAUCCAGAGUGCAGUAUACUGUGUGCAUCUGGCGAAAUGGCAAGGUGGGGCUGUCUGGCAUGGCCAUUGCGGAUAUUACUCUUCUGAGUGGAUUCCAUGCUCUGCGGGCUGACCUAGAGAAGCUGACCUCCCUCUCUGACCGUUAUGUGAGUCACUUUGAGACGGAUGGACCCCAUGUCUUACUGUACUUUGACUCGGUCCCCACCUCCCGGGAGUGUGUGGGCUUUGGAGCUGUGCAGGAGGUGGCCGUGGGGCUGGUGCAGCCAGCUAGCGCCGUCCUAUAUGACUACUACAGCCCUGAGCACAAAUGUUCUGUGUUUUAUGGGGCACCAACUAAGAGCAAACUUCUGUCCACGUUGUGUUCUGCUGAUGUCUGCCAGUGUGCUGAGGGGAAAUGCCCUCGACAGCGUCGCGCCCUGGAGCGGGGGCUGCAGGAUGAGGAUGGUUAUAGGAUGAAGUUUGCCUGCUACUAUCCCCGUGUGGAAUAUGGCUUCCAGGUUCAUGUUCUCCGAGAAGAUAGCAGAACUGCUUUCCGCCUCUUUGAAACCAGGAUCACCCAAGUCCUGCACUUCACCAAGGAUUCCAAGGCUGCUGCUGGUCAGACCCGCAACUUCCUGGUUCGAGCUUCUUGCCGCCUUCGCUUGGAGCCUGAGAAAGAAUAUUUGAUCAUGGGUCUGGAUGGGGCCACAUAUGACCUCAAAGGAGACCCCCAAUACCUGCUGGACUCAAAUAGCUGGAUUGAAGAAAUGCCCUCUGAACGCCUGUGCCGGAGCACCCGCCAGCGGGCAGCCUGUGCCCAGCUCAGUGACUUCCUCCAGGAGUAUGGCACCCAGGGGUGCCAAGUGUGAGGGCUUCUCCUCUCUGCUUCCCAGGUGGAGCCUGAGCUGGAGAAAGGUGACGCUUGGCAGUGCAGCAACUCCUUGGCCUCUGAACACAGCCAGGGACAGGGUCACAAUAAAGCCUUUUGCCAAAGUGUCAGUGU